AUUUCAACAGGUCUCGAAAAUCCGAAGUCACUAUGAAGCCAAGUGACCGACAUUUAUUUGCGUUCGGAAGAAAAUUGAGUUGGUGUUUAUUGAUGCUCGUGUUGCUGAUAUUGACCUUGAUGAGCAUUUUGCCACAGAAUACAGAAGCAGCAGGCAAAGGUCCAGUGAAAUCCGUCCAUAAGUUGUAUCCAUAUUAUUGGAAGUCAAAGAUCCGCUACCCAUACUACGACAAAUACGGUCGUGGAAAAUUGCUGUAUGGUUAUGGAGGACCUGAUCUUUACGAAUACACUGCCUUUAAACCCAUUGAUGCUGUUGCACCUGCAUUCACGUACAAGAAAGUGCUCAAAAGAAUUGCCAGUCACGGGAUUGUGGUCGUCGCACCUUGGAGACUCUCAAUUUUGACAGAUUUCCAAGACCCAACAAUCAGGGCCAUCCAAGGAAUAACGACUGUGAAAUGGUCCGAAAAGCACUUGGAGUACAAGGUGAAAAAGAAAUUCAAAUCGAGCGACAAACGCCGUAUUGAUGCUUUGGAUCACUUCAGCAUUGAUUGGUCUCGGAAAAUCCUGGGAGGGCAAAGUGCUGGGGCUCACGUGGGAUAUUCCAUGUUGAGAUUGUCAAAGUGCAAACUGGGUUUCAAGGGGGUCGCGCUCGUGAACCCGGUCGAUGGGAGAGACCCCUUCGGGUUCAUCCCGGAUUUCACUGUGCCGAGCACUUGGGGCAAGUUUGUUUUCCCAGUUGCUUUGCCUUUGUUUGUACUCAAGGCUGGGCUUGAUCCUGUUCCUGGUUGGAACAUUCCUUUCUUUCCUGGUUGUGCGCCACCUCAGUUCAGCAACGAAAGGUACUAUUUGGGGUCAGCUGGACCAAAAUGGUACAACGUUGCGAUGCUUUACGGUCAUGCAGAUGUGCUGGAUCCCUUUUACGAAGGUGCCAAUCAGGUGAUCAGAUUUUGCGCCACGAAGAAGGAAACAGACAAGUUCGCGUUCCGAAGUUUUGUUGCCGGUCAGUUCGUAGCAUUCAUCAAAGCCACUUUGUAUCCAGAAAGGUAUUGUUACCUGAGGGCGUAUUUGGAAGAGCCGGACCUGAUGAACAUUCCCUAUGUUCUUGCACACAGCCAUGUUCCGGGAAACAAAUUUUGGGAUCCAGUUUGUCCUGGAGGUUUCUGUGAAGUGAUUGAUAAGGUCAAGCCUAAGUCUCCGUUUUAUGCAGCUUUAGUGACAUGA
Molecule: messenger RNA, 1220 nt
Organism: Notodromas monacha
Lineage: Eukaryota; Metazoa; Arthropoda; Ostracoda; Podocopida; Cyprididae
Source: the annotation of a GenBank genome assembly